UUAUCCACUACGUUAAUGUUAUAUUGUCAGCGGCCAAAUGUGUUUGCUUCCUUUUUAAUUAGGUUAAAAGAUUUCAGUGGGGGUGCCUCGAAACCAGGGGUUCCCAACCAUAUUUUUCCACUGUGGACCGUGGUGUAUACAGUACUUCCAAUAUUUUUCAGACCGGAACUGGCAGAUAUCCGCAAAUCAGGAAUCAAAUCCUUCCGGGACAUAUUGGUGGAUGAGAGCAACAUUUUAACAUGGCAAGGACUUAUUGUGCCGGAAAAUCCUCCCUACAAUAAAGGAGCUUUUAGGAUUGAGGUGAACUUCCCAGCAGAGUACCCUUUCAAGCCUCCCAAAAUAAAUUUUAAGACAAAGAUAUACCAUCCUAAUGUGGAUGAGAAGGGCCAGGUGUGCCUCCCCAUCAUUAGUGCUGAGAAUUGGAAACCUGCAACAAAAACAGACCAGGUGAUUGAGGCUCUUAUCAACCUUGUAAAUGAGCCUGAACCUGAACACCCCCUUCGUGCUGAUUUGGCUGAAGACUACACGAAAGACCGAAAGAAAUUUAUGAAGAAUGCAGAAGAAUUCACCAAGAAGAAUUCAGAAAAGAGGCCAGCAGACUAACUACCCUAUGUAUGUGUAGUCUGUGAUUUCAAAGGCACUUUUCAGGCAGACUUUUUAUUAAAGGAUUUUAGUUUUUAUUGUUCUGUAAUUUGGUUUAAGAUUUUAUUUACCCUUAUAAGUAAAAUAUUGGUGUAUUAUACUGAAUUGUGCUCUUUAAUUAUGCUGUUAGGGAGAUUUGAUUAAGCUCAUAAGUUUUAAAAAUUCAUCACCAAAAAAGAUGAUGGUAUGAUUAUAUUUUUUUUCUUCCAAAAUAGAGUAUACAGUAAUUUGCAUUCAUGUAGAUUGUUAAUGUUGGUGAUUUUAGCGCCUUUAUCAUAAUUUUUCUAAGUACAGGUAUUGUAUUUUCCAAAAUCUCUAUCUAGUCUUCUGUUUCCUUCUGUUCACACAUCUUGUAUUUAUCAGUAUAUAUUAUUUUGUAGAUAAAGUUAAGGUAGAAUUUUAUAUCAAAAUGAUUUUUCAACAUACCCCUGGCCAUUUAUCAUGUGUGUAGUUCUACUUCUCAGUGUAGUAAUUAUGUUUACAGUAUGUCAUUGAUACAUGCAGUUACAGGAAGUCUUGGGUUCUUUGUAAUUCUUUUAUGAAAAAGUUAUGUAGAUGAAUACCAGACUUUUUCCUAUACAGUGUAUACUUAAUAUGAAAUUUAUUACUCCUGGACCUUAACUAUUUUCAAUAAAAUGAGAUGCAUCUAUUCAAUAGUCUGCCUGUUAAGUGCCCAUACACCCUUAUAAAUAUGGUAGGCUACUAAGUCUUGCUGCCUCUUCAGUGAUAUUUUUUUAAAUCAUUCUUAUGUAGACUCGAAUUAGGUUUACACAUAGCAACAAAGGACUCAGAUGUAGAAUUAAAAGAACAAUUAAUCUGGCUGAAUGUAUAAAUGCUACACCAUAUCUUCACACCAUCUCUAUGCAAGGUUUAGUUUUCCUUGUGAGAUUGAGCCUUUCCUUGAUAGCCCAAUAGGACCCCAGUUUGUACUAUAGCUUCUACCACACCUGGAUGUGGUUGGUCUCAUCGGUCCAUUUAUGAGAUGUUUGGAUUAUGGCCAUGCCUGCGCUGCUGGGUUUUUUAAGAUGUGGGGUUGAUAUUCCUGCUGAAUCUUAGUUAUGGGACCUGUAAUACUUUUUGACACUAACUGCCAGUUAGGAGGAUGUUAAGUAUUAACUUGCUUGAAGAGCUGUUUAAGAAUUUAGGUUUAACUAAGUUGUGAAAAACAGCAAAAGUAGCUCAGUCAUGACUUGAGACUAGGUGAGUGUUAACUCUUUGUGAGGUUAUUAUUAAUUCAACACCGAAAUAUAUAGUUUGAAUUUUUAUUUUAUGAAGGGUUUACAUGAGUGUUAUGGUUCUUAAGUCACCAGUGGCAACAUAUGAUGAUGGUGAUAAAACCCUUUUAGAAACACUUGCAUUAUUCCAGUAUGUGUUAGUGGUGGUAGCCCUCCCCUACAUCCCAGUCAGUUGGGCCUAGUACUGGCCACUUAAUUUCAUCUUUGUACCAUCAUAAAUGCAGCUCAUGUUGAUGUGCUGAGGGGAUGCUUCUUGUAAUACUGAAAAUCAUUUUCUACAGGACUACUCUUUUAAUUAUUACUGUGAUGUGUUGAGAGUUUCUGAAAGACUGCUAGAUCUCAUGCAAUUUUCAUUUCUGGUAGAUACUCUCAGUCUUGAAGUAUUAAAUUAUUUUAUUUAUUUUACUUUUUUAUAUAAAGAAAAUUACCCUAUAUUUCUUCACCCAGCUCCCAUUACAAUAACAUGAUAUACUACAGUAUAUAAUAUCCAAUUUGAAUUUUUCUCCGUCUUUCUUAAUCUAAGGCAGAAUUACUGGUUUUCGUGUGAUCUGCCAGCAGUUGUUGGGGAGGGAGCCAUAUUGGCUGUGCUUGUGGUCUGUUUAUGUGAAAGCACUUUUUAAUAAAAGUUUGAGAGGUGGUAUGUAAGUAAACUGUUUUAAGAGUUAAAAGCAGUUGUUGAGCCUUUUGUUACUGGUCUUUGAAUUUUACAACUUAUAAGACUAAUUAUGUGGCAUGGUAAUUUUGUGAUUAUUGCCUCAAUGUCAUGUGUAAUGGCAAAGUGAUUUCUUGACCUUAGUAAAAUUAUCCAAUGCUCAUGAAAUGUGUAUUCCUUUGCAGUGUUGUGUUGAGGUAAGAGAUGCUUAGCCUUGUGCAUCUGUUAAUGGAAGCAGAUUAUUUUAUCUAACAUAAUCAUGGGACUCAAUUUUCCAUUUAGAUCAAAUAUUUACCAGUUUCAUUAAAAGCACUUGCUAUCCUUUAGAGGUGGACAUAUUUCUCAGUCGUAAUUUUCUUGAUCUUUUUUUUUUAGGCAGUUUCAUUUGAGUAGUUCAUAUCCACUUUUAUUCAGUACUGUGUGCUUUUCUUCUUUAUCAUGCAAAUUUUAAAUUCGUUUACUUUGAUGUAAAAUAGGAUAACUGUACUCUUCAUUAUGCAAAGAAUUAAUAUUCAGUAUACAUAUUCCUUUAUAGUUUGUUCACUCUUUCUUUUUUUUUUUUUUACACCCCAUGAAGACAUUUUAAUGCAAUACUCAUUGGGUAUAUUCAGUUGUCUCAAAUGUUAGAUUGUGAUCAUGGCCAGUUUUCCUUUGCUAAUAUAAGGAAAAUGGUGUAUAUCAUGUACAUUAUGUAGCUGAGGAGAAUGCUUGUUGAUACUUAAGAAACUUGAUAGUAAUUUGUGCAUCAUGUGAUUAACCAAAUUUUAAAAUUCAACACAGCAGUACCAUUGAAUUAAUACUAAUGUGUGUCCAAUGUAGAAAUCCUAUCCACUGUUUUUCAGCUUACCAAUUUUGUCGGAUUUUGUUGUAUUGCUCUAGCUAAAUUACAGGUACAUCAAAUUU
This is a messenger RNA of Homarus americanus (American lobster), 3432 nucleotides long. RefSeq names its product ubiquitin-conjugating enzyme E2 L3. The coding region runs from base 16 to 603 and encodes 195 amino acids. NCBI's taxonomy places the organism in Eukaryota, Metazoa, Arthropoda, Malacostraca, Decapoda, Nephropidae. The transcript has 5 exons. The record is from RefSeq and is a predicted model, not a curated record.